GCGGGCGCGCCGGAAGCGGCGGCGCAGGGUGGGUGAGGGCGGCCUGUCCGCGGCCCCCGCCGGUCGCCGGUCCCCUCAGCGCCGGUCCCCAGCCCGCGGGGCCUCCGCCGGCCCACUCUGCCCGCCUGAGCCAUGCAGCUGGGGCGGGCGGGCUUGGCUUGGGCCGCCGCCUUGCUGCUGGCCGCCCUGGGAGCGCAGGCCGCGGCGGGGGAUUUCGACCCGUACCGCGUCCUGGGGGUCGGCCGGAGCUCCAGCCAGGCCGACAUCAAGAAGGCCUACAAGCGGCUCGCCCGGGAAUGGCACCCUGACAAAAACAAGGACCCAGGAGCGGAAGACAAAUUCAUCCAGAUUAGCAAGGCCUAUGAGAUUCUCUCCAACGAGGAAAAAAGGGCAAACUUUGAUCGCUACGGAGAUGCCGGGGACAGCCAGGGCUACUCUCAGCACCAGCAUCGCCAGUUCCACCACUUCCAUGAAGGCUUCUAUUUUGAUGAGUCCUUCUUCCAUUUCCCCUUUAAUUCGGAGAGGCGGGACAGCUCCGACGAGAAGUAUUUGCUCCAUUUUUCCCACUACAUCAACGAAAUCGUGCCAGAUAGUUUCAAGAAACCUUACCUCAUUAAAAUAACCUCAGACUGGUGUUUCAGCUGCAUCCACAUUGAGCCUGUGUGGAAGGAAGUUGCUCAGGAAUUGGAGGCGCUGGGAGUGGGAAUCGGAGUCGUUCACGCUGGGUACGAAAGACGCCUCGCCCAUCACCUAGGUGCGCACAGCACACCCUCCCUACUAGGGCUUAUUAACGGGAAAAUAACCUUCUUCCACAACGCUGUCAUUCGAGAAAACCUGCGGCAAUUCGUGGAGAACCUUCUGCCGGGGAAUCUCGUAGAAAAGAUUACAGAUAAAAACUACAUCCGCUUUCUCUCCAACUGGAAGAAAGAAAACAAGCCCCAUGUCCUUCUAUUUGAUCAUAUGCCAGUUGUGCCGUUAUUAUACAAGCUGACUGCCUUUGCGUACCGAGAUUACUUGUCCUUUGGUUACGUGUACGUCGGACUCCGAGGCACCGAGGAGUUGUCCAGUCAGUACAACAUCAACGUCUACACGCCCACCAUGAUGAUCUUCAAGGAGCACAUCGACAAGCCCGCUGAUGUUGUGCAGGCACGAGAUAUGAAGAAGCAGCUCAUUGACGACUUCCUUUCCCAGAAUAAGUUCCUCAUGGUGGCCAGACUCACCAACCAGAGGCUCUUCCAGGAGCUGUGUCCUGUGAAGAAGUCUCACCGUCAACGAAAGCACUGUGUGGUCCUACUUACCGGAGAAGGCGAGAAGUUUGCCGAGGCUUAUGAGACGUUUUUGGCUUUCGCUGUGGCCAACACAAAAGACACGCUGAAGUUUGUGCACAUCUAUAAUGAUCGGCAGCCGGAAUUUGCAGACGCCUUGCUGAUGGAUGAGGAGAAGUAUCGGGGAAAAUCAGCUGUGGUCAUUUUGGAGAGACGCAACAACGCGGGGAAGAUCGCCUACAAAACCUUGGAGGAUGCCUGGCAAGGCAGCAAUGAGGACAACUUCAUCCUCCUGGAUCUUCUGGACCAGCUGAGGACAGACCCUGGCCUUCUCUCUUCAGAGACUGUCCUGGCAGACUUGAAUGACGAACUCGCUCCCAUGUUCCUUAUCCGAUGGCUCUAUUCCAUGCUGGACUAUAUCUCGGACUGCUGGGACAGUUUGUUUCACAGUAACUGGCGAGAAAUGAUGCCGCUGCUGUCCUUGCUCUUCUCUGCACUCUUCAUCCUCUUUGGCACCGUUAUUGUUCAGGCUUUCAGCGAUUCGAGUGAUACAAGGGACUCUCCUCCCUCUGAGAAAGAAGAAACCGCCGCAAAGACCGAGAAGAAUGACGCGAGCUUCAGCAAAGAGAGUAACAGGAUUCCCAAGAAGGGCUUCGUCGAGGUGACCGAGCUAACGGACAUCAACUAUAACAGCAACCUGGUCCGCCUGAGGCCGGGGCACAUGAACGUGGUCUUGAUCCUGUCCAACUCGACCAAAACCGCCCUCCUCCAGAAGUUUGCCCUGGAAGUCUACACGUUCACAGGGAGCAGCUCUCUUCAUUUCUCCUUCCUCAGCCUGGACAAGCACCGAGAAUGGCUGGAGUACUUGUUAGAGUUCGCGCAGGAUGCGGCCCCCAUCCCAAACCAGUACGACAAGCAUUUCCUCGAGCGCGACUACACGGGCUACGUACUGGCUCUGAACGGCCACAAGAAAUACUUCUGCCUCUUCAAGCCUCACAGAUCGGGGGAUGAGGGGGGAACCCUGGGCUCGUGCGAGGAUUACGAUUCCUCACUACACACAGAAACCAGAGGGAAAUCCUCCUGCAGCCCGGGAUCUAGAUCCAUUAAAAACAAAUUACACAAAUUGUCCUUUUGGAUGGAACGCCUCCUAGAGGGUUCCUUACAGAGGUUCUAUAUCCCCUCGUGGCCCGCGCUAGACUGAGGGAUUUUAAAGAGAUUCUAAUGGACAAACUUUUUAUGAAGAUGACAAGGGACAGCUCUUUCCAGGAAUAAGAAAACAAGCGUGACGAAUGGACCUUAGGUUUUAGAUGAACUCUCCUAGGGCCGGCGACUAGAGCCCAGGAGCACAGCCAAGCGCACCGAAAUUCCCUCCACUGUCUCCUUCGUGCGUUUGGAUGCCGUACUACCGAAGAGCCAAGAAGUCCGUUUUUCCCUUCUUGUCUUGCCGCAUCCGCUUCCCGAGUCACCCUCUGUUCCAUCUCUCGUUUUACCUCGGUUGAAGAAAAAAAAACCUGUGACUUCUCUGCGCGGUGACUCGGUCCAGACCGAACGCGGCCGGCGACGCAGGUUGGGUUGUGGUUCUCUCUCCCCUUCCCUGUGUGCUUAGCCCAUGGUGCAUGGUGUAACACUGGCAAGACCCCGCAGACCCUCCCAGGCCCUGCCCUUCCGAAAGGCCUCCUCCCACCAGGCGGUCGUACUUUUAUCGGCUUUCCCCGGGGUAAGUGCUCUAGAGUACGGUCGGGAGCAUCUCCCUUGUAGCAAACCUGUAGCUGGGACUCACCUGUGGUGCGGGCUCCUAGGCGAUCUGCAUGUUUCAUGCUCCUCGUGUCAUAGUUCCACGUGCAGCUUCACCGGCUAAACCGUAACCGGGGAGGGAAGGGGUUUUGCACGGCCACAAAUACUGUAAAGGUGUUGAGCCAUUUAAACGUUACAUUGAUUUUUUCAGAUGCCUUUCUGCUUCUGUCGAUUUUAGACGAUGUAUCCUAGAGCCAUAACUUUAACUGUGUCCUCAGAUUGUAGGCGUGAGCUGCUAUGAGCCAGUAGAUGUGUCAAAGAAACUCUACCUAGCUGCUAGGGAGUCAGUCCGGGCUCCUUUCAAACACCCUUACGUCUGUAGUACAAACCAACCUUUCUUUGUAUCAAGGAACCUAAUUCUUCGAUGAUUGUAUUCUUGAAACGUCGCCCCAGAAGUGCUGUAUCAUGAGACCGUCUCUUACGUGUGAAACUCCUUUUGCUUUAGGCGUGGGUUUAAGACACUCGGUUUCAGCCUCUCGCCUGUUUCCUUCUUGCCACAACGUUUGUUUCUCAACAUGCAGGCUGCUGCCUUGGUUUUUUGUUUGUUUGCGUUGGGUUUUGUUUUUAUCUUUUUGAACUCAUAGGUCUGUGUGAAGCCAGAAGAGUCAUAAAGCGCAGGGCUCAGUUUAUGCUUUGCCCUAGCAGGGCUCCAACAGCCACUUUCAACACCGCAGGGGGAACGGGCGGCGCUUCGUGCAGCGGAGGGAAGGGCAGCAGCAGACUCAUGGCCGCUUGCCACUCCUCAAGCGAUAAAGCAAAGCAGCAGGGUUUCUCUUUGCAGCCGGGACCGAAAUCCUGUGGGGCUUGUGUUUGCUUUUCACGGCUCCGGGGCAGACACUGUCGCCCAGGCUGGUACCUGCUGCGCCUCCUCCAGCCGCUCUGCGCAGGAGCCAAGUCCCCGUGGUCCCCAAGUCGCUGUUAGGCUACAGCGCUGCCAAAGCAUGGGGGUCUCAGCGGGGCAGCCUUUGUUGUAGGGCUCAGAACCCAACGGUAGAGCACCUGGUCAAGCACUUGGCGUUAAUUAAAAGCUCACUCCUUGCCACCUUAGUUACCAUCUUAGCAGAGCAGGCAGUUAGUAGGAAUAACUAUGCCAAUCUCUGAGCCAGCUGCCGAUCCCAUAGGAAACCUGGGAAUGCUCAAGUCAUUUCACUGCCUACGUGACCCAGUUGCUCACAAACGCUUGGCUUGCUGCAUUCCUCCCCGCCCGGGGAGCAGAUCGGCGUGCUGCGACCACCACAGGUAUCUCAAACCCCGUGUAUAAUGUACUUCCAAAUAAAGGCUACGAUGCUACCAACUGACCCUACGUGAGGUUACUUAAUUUUAGCUCAGCAGCUCCGAGCUUGUGCUGCUGCACGAAUGAAGCACUAAAGGAGAGGGAAGGAAGGAAGGCAAGGUCUUCUCCCUGCCAAAGAGCUCUGAGGCGCAGGCGUACUGCUGAAACAGAGCGGGACGGGGAACGAAAGGCUGGCCUGAUGCCGCUAGACUUCAUUUUCGUUUGGCUGGAGCAAGGGCCGUAGCACUCCCGUGCUUUUCCCGCAGCUUGCCGUGCAGGACGAGGCUAGAAUACAGUUGUAGCCCAGUGGAAGGCUCCGCAUCACUUUUUACAUGUUUGCAAAAGCAAAAAAAAAAAAAACCCACACUCUGGGUCUCUGCUGUCGCUAGUCAGAAACCAGGAGAAAACCCCUGAUAUAUUAAAAAAAAGUGCCUAGUUGUGCUACAGCAAGGGAAUUCAGCCCUGCCCCAAGAAAGAAGAUAAGGCCUUAUGGCCUUCAAACUACAGUUCGUGCGCCGCACACCAGCUGGAAUCCUUUUUGUCUUUUCUUUUUAGCAGAGGUAACCUCCCCUUUUAGACCAUUUUUUUGUUUAAGGAGCACUUGCAGCAGUCCAUCCUUACCGGCUGUGGCUUUUAACCUGGUUUUUAUUGCUGUUUUAUGGAAAGUCUUCUUACGUGGGCUGAAGUGAAUGCCAAACUCUUCUAAACCCCUCGUUUAGUUAGCUGUGGUGUCCAUGGUGGAGCACUGGCUGCUUGCUUUCUUGUAGAAGAGCGUGGUUGGAGGCUGCUUGCGCCCAAGAUUUGUCCACCGCGUCCCAGCAUUCGCGAGCUGUCACCCCCCGAUAAUUUUCUCACCUGCCGCCUCCAGCGGCGCUCGACCCAUAUCGUACCGUAUCGUCAGCAAAACGCGCUCGCGAUUCUGUUAUGCACAUGGCGGUUCGUAAUCCAAAGAUUGAGGGAAUUCAGUCCAAGUGCGCUAUUCUAGUGAAGUCCGAGCACUCGCACACCGCUCAGAAGCUGAAGCAAAGGGAUACCAGGCCCCCGCUCUAAAGGUUUGGUACCAAAACGCCUCCCUGUUCCCAGCGUGGUGGGCAGCGGCUGCCUGCUCCGCUCUGCCGUGCGCCGAAAGCCUGCCAGGAGCUAGCACACUAUCGCAGCCUGAGAAGUAGGACUGAAAACUAGGUACAUAUUUUGCACUUUUGAUACUGGGGAGGGGGGGGAAAUUAACUUAUUUGGCAAACUUGUCUUUUUUUAUUUUUGGUUCGGUUUUUGUUUUGGUUUUUUGGGUUGGUUUUUUUUUUUUGUAUUUGUGAACAGGCACUGAUGUCAUUUUGUUUUAAGACGAUUACAGAUUCGCAACCAAAAUAAACUAUUUUAAUGUGU
Molecule: messenger RNA, 5715 nt
Organism: Chroicocephalus ridibundus (black-headed gull)
Lineage: Eukaryota; Metazoa; Chordata; Aves; Charadriiformes; Laridae
Gene: DNAJC16
Product: DnaJ heat shock protein family (Hsp40) member C16
Exons: 14
Coding region: 133-2466 (777 amino acids)
Source: RefSeq, a predicted model, not a curated record